This is a messenger RNA of Cololabis saira (Pacific saury), 2676 nucleotides long. RefSeq names its product BCL2 like 13 (gene bcl2l13). Lineage: Eukaryota; Metazoa; Chordata; Actinopteri; Beloniformes; Belonidae. The transcript has 7 exons. Bases 195 to 1961 code for a protein of 588 amino acids. The record is from RefSeq and is a predicted model, not a curated record. Gene Ontology annotation, biological process: regulation of apoptotic process; apoptotic process. Gene Ontology annotation, cellular component: mitochondrion.
GAGCUCACUGCGUUACUGCUGCUGCUGCACGCCAGCGGUGCUCUGCUCUCUCCAGCCGCCGCUGCUGCACACCGGGGCCCAUCAUUCCCUCCAGCUUGUCGAUUGUCAGCACCUGUUUGGACAAGGUCGCAGGCGACACGUCCAUCUCCGACUGUAAGAAUUAAUGUGCCUGAGAGUCUAACGCUCCUGCAUCAAUGGCUGCCUCAGGCUCCACCCCUAGUGCCUCCAUCACUGCAACUGUGCCUGACGGUUUCCAUUAUGAAACCAAAUAUAUUGUUCUAAACUACCUGGGGAUGCCACCUGUUGAUAGAUUGCAGACAGCAAGAAAAGAUCAAGGAGAUGUUCAGUAUGAGAAGGAGAAGACCAGAAUGAUAAAAAAUCAGAUAGAGGAAGAGCUGAGACAAUUGGAAGAUGAACUUUCUGCCACCGUUGCCAGCACAGGCUUUGACCACCAUAUAUCACCAGUGUUCCAUCCAACAAAUCCAGCUCACUCUAUUGAAGACUGCCUUGCUGUGGUCGGAGACAAAGUAGCCCAAGAGCUUGGCACGCAGCUGGCAGCAGCCAUACAAACCCUUCUCACAGGACCUCUGGACUACCAGAGAUUUAGAAGCACAGCGCUGGAUCUUUCAUCACACACUCUGGGAGGCUGGAGCAAGGUGCUUGUGCCUUUGGUGCUACUACAGGCUUUACAAAGUGAAGACCAGCCUUUGACAACUCUCUUACAUCUGGGACUGCGCUGCUUGGAGGAGGACGAGGCUGACUUCAUCAUGCAGCAAGGAGGAUGGGGACAAAUAUUCAGCCUACUGCCAGAGGAAGAGCACUGUGUGACCAUUGCUGAAGACAGCAACGACAUUUACAUCCUCUCAGGGGAGCAGCAUUCUGAGCACCUCAGCCCUCCCUUAUCGCUGCUCUGCACGGGCGACGGCAGCGAGCAGAGCUCCUGGCAGACGGAAAGCUUACCUGUCUCCCUGGCUGGUCACGAGUCUUGGGCGCAAGUUGGUGCAAUGGACCCUGAAGACAUCAAAAGCCUGGACAGCAAUGAAGGUGUGGCUCUGGCCGAAGAACGCAGUGAAAACAACUCCUCAAACUCCGAUAUUGUCCAUGUUGAGCGUGAGGAGGCCGAGCUUCUGGACGAGGGGGGAGAAGGUGGAGCGAUAGACGAAAGCAUGAUGAGUGUUUUAGGUACAGAGAGUGACCUGGCUGACCUCAGGGCGGAAUUUGGGGACCAAACUUCGGCUCCUCCGUCAACCAGGGAAGACUCCACACCCCCUGUUUCCCUUUUUUCACUAGAGGAAGCAGUAGUGAUCGAUACGCCUGCGAGCUCGUCUGCAGAACCAUCCCUCAUCUCCUCGGAACCAGAGCUGCUUCCCCCCGCCCCAGUAACUGACCUUCCCACUCACGCUGAGGCUGAACCCGCAGCAUCCGUGCCUGUUCCUGCAGUAGAACCAGAACCUGAGCCCGAACCCGCUGCUGCUGCCACUGCCCCAGUGCCUGCUGAGGUGACGCCACCAGCUCUUACAAAGGAAAUCCCAUCAGCACCAGCAGAGCCUGAAGCCGUACUGGAACCAGUUACUGAACCUAAGGAUGAGUCGGAGCCCAUCACCGUGCCUCAACAUCCAAAAGCUGAGGCUGUGGCAGAGCAAGAUGCCAGUGUGACUGUACCUCUAGCCUCGGAGACCCCAGUGGCCCCCGAAGAGGUCCCAGCGAAAGAGGCCCCUGUGGAAAUACUACUUGAGGAGGCCCAGGUGGCUGCUGUGGAAGCCCCGGCUGAGGAGGCCCCUGUAUCCCCUGGGGAAGCCCCAGCUGAGGAGGUCCAUGUGGCCCCUGUGGAAACCCCAGCUGAAGAGGCCCCCGUAAAGCCAGAGCCGGCAGCAGAGCUAUCAGUGUUGUUUUACGGAGGGGCUGCCCUGGUGCUCCUUGUUGCUGUGGCAUACGCUGUCAUAAGGCUCAGGAAAAGAUAGAAGAUAAUAUCCUGGGAGGAAAAUGCUAAUUGUAAAGGUACCGCGGUAUGAAUAAAUGUGAUAAGUACAUGAUGAGACUCACGUUACAGAUUGUACUGGAGUUAUUAUUACUUUUGUUGUAAUUCUGAAGGUUGAAACUGAAAGUUCUCCCCACCUUGUCUGAAGAAAACGAAACAAAAAAAUGUUACUGCUGAGUCAUAGCUGCUUCAUUCCAACGGGCGAAAACACACACAUGAUUCUACACUCCCUCUACUUCAGGUUUUUUUUUGUUUAGUCUCUGGGUUCACUGUGACUCCAACCUUGUAUUUCAAGGAAUGUGUUUGCUGGUGUGUGGACAUGCAUCUUACUGCUGAUAGUUUUGGUUUCUGUUGUAGGUUUACCAUCUAAAUUGUUUCUGUACUGUUGGAAUCACAACUUCAUGGAAAAUCCAUGUGCUCUUCCUCUAGAUGACGCAAACCUCAAUGUCUGCAUUUCGUGUUGCUCUGUCACUUUUAUUGAUUUUCUUGUUCUUCCUCUUUCUAUGCACCAAAGUGGAAUUUAGAUUUCCCUUAUACCAGAAUUGUAACUCUUAAAUCAAAUGAGUAAAGUAGAAAUGUAAUAAUUUAGAUUUUUGUGUCACUGUUCAAUCACAAGACAUAGAGCUAAAGGGCUUGAGGCAUGUAUUUACUUAUGUUUUUAUUUUUGGAGUUAAAAUAUUAAAGAUCUUUCCCAGGGA